Molecule: messenger RNA, 846 nt
Organism: Cyphellophora europaea CBS 101466
Lineage: Eukaryota; Fungi; Ascomycota; Eurotiomycetes; Chaetothyriales; Cyphellophoraceae
Exons: 3
Coding region: 1-846 (281 amino acids)
Cellular component (GO): plasma membrane; fungal-type vacuole
Source: RefSeq, a predicted model, not a curated record
AUGAUCGCAUAUAAUCUCGGUGGCAAUGCCUUCUUCUGCGCCUGGCAUGCUCUGCUCACCAUUACUCAAUCUGCCCUGGCCAUCCGGUACCAGACAUGGGGUUUCAGUUUCGCAAUGUGCUGCGGGACCAUUCUGGAAGUUCUUGGUUAUGUCGCCCGCAUCCUACAACACCACGGGGAGGACGCCUUCGUCAUGGACGUUGUCUGCAUUACGAUCGCCCCCGCAUUCUUCUCCGCCGCCGUGUACCUAAGUCUUGCAAGAAUCGUCACCGUCUAUGGCGAACGAUUCUCACGUAUCAAACAACGGACAUACACGAUUACCUUCAUGAUAGCGGACUUUGUAUGUCUGUUGCUGCAGGCCAGCGGAGGAGGCACCACGCAGAGUGACGAUCCAGAAGUGAGAGACACCGGUCUCCGCCUCAUACAGGCCGGUCUCGCCGCACACCUGGCGGCAAUGACUGCCUUCAUCGUCCUGGCAACUGAUUUCGGGUGGCAUACGCGUAAGGGACGUGGGGGGUGGAAUCCAGACUUCGCCCAUCUGCACCAGUCGCGGUUAUGGAAGAGGUACCUGAUCGCUCUGACGACGGGCACCGUCUGCAUCUGGAUCCGCACCGCCUUCCGGGUGGUGGAGCUCAGCCAGGGCUUCUCUAGUACCAUCGCACAGAACGAGCCAGCCUUCUUCGUGCUCGAGAGCAGCAUGAUUUUGAUCGGUGCUACUGCACUAACAGUGCUGCAUCCCGGACUCGGCUUCCGAGGUCGGUGGACGAACGCGAACUUCACACUGAGGGGCACAAAAGUCAAAGAAAGCCGGGGGCAGUUGGUUGAGCUGAGAAGUCAGAAGCCAUAG